AUGCACACCAUCCUGAGUGAGAGCCUUCAUGUGCUUCACUCCGACAUCAAGAAGUCUGGCAAGCUUGACAACAAUGACUUCUCUGUCAUGGUGGUGCCUCAGAACACUUGCGAGGCUGCUGAUGCCAUCUACCACAUUAAGAGGGGCAAGCCGAUUGCCAUGGUCAAUGAAGAGUUGGAGAAGGCCCAGGCAGCCUAUCACUGUCAUCAUGACGACUCCAGCAAGAAGGGUGAAUCCUCCCGUUGUGCAGACAAGGGCAAGCAGCAGGCCAAAUUGACCCAGAAGGCCAUGAAGGAAUUGGCACUCUGUCCAGAAGAGUGA
Messenger RNA from Dacryopinax primogenitus, 321 nucleotides. RefSeq lists its product as uncharacterized. NCBI's taxonomy places the organism in Eukaryota, Fungi, Basidiomycota, Dacrymycetes, Dacrymycetales, Dacrymycetaceae. Bases 1 to 321 code for a protein of 106 amino acids. The transcript has 2 exons. The record is from RefSeq and is a predicted model, not a curated record.